Messenger RNA from Theobroma cacao (cacao), 1187 nucleotides. Its product is annotated as Thioredoxin superfamily protein. Gene Ontology annotation, cellular component: chloroplast. The record is from RefSeq and is a predicted model, not a curated record. Lineage: Eukaryota; Viridiplantae; Streptophyta; Magnoliopsida; Malvales; Malvaceae.
GGAAAACACGGCCCCCAUUAAACAAAUUAAUAGUAUGAAGGGAUAUUUGGAUAGCGUAUGGGAACGUGAAAAGCGGAUGAGGUGGUGGCGUGUCCGUUUCUCAUUCGAAGCUUCUUCAGUUAUCGCCAAAAGCAAGUCACCUCUCUUUAACUGCCGGAGAUAGUGAAUGAGUGAUGGCUGCCUGAUUGAUUACCACUCAGCUGAUGGAACCAGACAAGGGAUAAGGGACACUAGAAAGAUAACCGCUCAAUCAGGCAAUAUAUUAACCCACGUAUCUCAACUUUGUCCUCUAAAUUCAUAAAUUUUAGGGUGGGGUUUUUUUUUUUUUAAUAUAUUUCUGUUGUGGAGAGUUUGCUGUAUGCUGUCAUGCACAAGCAGAAUAUGCUCCACAGUAACGCCUCUUUCAUUUUCAGAAAAAAUCUUGAUGGGCAACUCAAUUAUAGAAUUCCCUGUAGUCUGCCCAGCUUACAUAAUAAUCGAAGUCAUGUUAAUUCUUGUCUUAUGAGGGUCAAAACACCAGCUAUGACUAUAACUGCUGGCUUGGACUCAUUGGAAAUUAGCCACACAUUGCAUCCUGGAUGUAUCAAAGGUGUGGCUGAUGAAAAUCAAGGGCAAUUAUCUGACGAAGAUGAUGACCUCUGUCCUGUGGACUGUGUUAGAGAAUUUAAGACUGAUGAAGAGUUUUUGAAAAUCCUUGAUAAGGCCAAGGAAACAAAUUCUUUAGUUGUGGUAGAUUUUUAUCGAACUUCCUGUGGAAGCUGUAAGUACAUUGAGCAGGGUUUCUCAAAACUAUGCAAGGGUUCUGGCGAUGAAGAAGCUGCAGUAAUUUUCUUGAAACAUAAUGUACUUGAUGAGUAUGAUGAACAAUCUGAAGUUGCUGAAAGACUUAGAAUCAGGGCAGUGCCUCUCUUCCACUUUUAUAAAAAUGGAGUUCUCUUGGAAGCAUUUCCAACCAGAGACAAGGAGAGAAUUGUUGAAGCCAUUCUGAAGUAUACAUGUACCACUCAAGAUGCUUAAGCAAAGGCGGUUAUAUUUUCGAACUUUGCUUUUGCAGUAAAAUAUUGAGAUACUUGGACUGGAUUAGACAAGAAUAACUGGUAUAGAACGUAUUACUACUGUAACCAUUAUUCAUAUGGUGUACUUAAAAAUUGAAAAUGUUGUUUCUAUUGUUCUGUCUGUUGACCGUA